CUAAGUACAAUACCAAAUAAUAGCCCGUCCUCCCCAACAACCCGCUACCUUUAACCUCAAACACUUUAAGACUCUACAACUAUAUUUCCAGACAAGUUGUACUGCAUUGCUUGUCUCUUUUCAAUCAAUUAGCUCUACAUUUUAUCACGAAAUAUCCUAAAAUCAUAAAUCUAAGAUGUCUACCUCUCUCGACCAGCUUAAGGCCUCUGGCACGGUCGUCGUUUGUGACUCUGGUGACUUUGCAACCAUCGGAAAGUACAAGCCGCAAGAUGCCACUACCAACCCGUCUCUCAUUCUUGCCGCGUCUAAGAAGCCCGAAUAUGCUAAGCUGAUCGACUCUGCUGUUGAAUACGCUAAGGGAAAGGGUGGUGAUAUUGACAGCCAAGUUGACGCCGCUCUUGACAGUCUCCUGGUUGAGUUUGGCAAGGAAAUCCUGAAGAUCAUUCCCGGCAAGGUCUCAACUGAGGUUGAUGCCCGCUUCUCCUUCGACACCAAGGCUUCAGUCGACAAGGCCCUUCACAUUAUUGAGCUCUACAAAGAGCAAGGUAUCUCCAAGGACCGCAUUCUGAUUAAGGUUGCCUCGACAUGGGAGGGUAUCAAGGCCGCCGAGAUCCUACAGCGUGACCACGGCAUUAACUGCAACCUGACACUCAUGUUCUCGCUUGUCCAGGCCAUCGCCGCCGCCGAAGCUGGUGCUUUCCUGAUCUCUCCCUUCGUUGGCCGUAUCCUCGACUGGUAUAAGGCUGCGACUAAGAAGGAAUACGCCAAGGAGGAAGACCCUGGUGUCAAGUCCGUCCAGGCUAUCUUCAACUACUACAAGAAGUACGGCUACAAGACCAUCGUCAUGGGUGCUUCUUUCCGAAACACCGGCGAGAUUACUGAACUAGCUGGCUGCGACUACCUUACCAUUUCCCCUAACCUACUUGAGGAGCUAUUAAACUCAAGCACAGCUGUCCCCAAGAAGCUCGACGCCUCGGCUGCCUCUGCGCUUGACAUCACCAAGAAGACUUAUAUUAGCGAUGAAGCUCUCUUCCGAUUCGACUUCAACGAAGAGCAAAUGGCUGUCGAGAAGCUGCGAGAAGGUAUCAGCAAAUUCGCUGCCGAUGCCGUCACCCUAAAGGACAUCAUCAAGAAGAAGAUCUCGGCAUAAAUUGUGAGGCCGAUAAAAAGGGAGCGGGAGUCAUUGUGCAUUGAGUAGCUAACUGCUUGCUCGGGAGUCUCUAGAAUGCAUGAGUUUUGAGCCUCUCGUUUCCGGGAUGUCAUUGGGACAUUAAUGGUAAAGGGUAUUCUUGGUAGAACAUCAAGGUUGGAAUGUUUCUACUGGGUGUCCAUAGUGAAAAUUAAAAUAUAGAUUUGAUAAAUGUUCAUGAUUGAUCUAUAUCACAUGAUGGUAUAUACCAAAGCGACGAAACAACAUG
This is a messenger RNA of Annulohypoxylon maeteangense, 1418 nucleotides long. RefSeq names its product transaldolase-like protein. Gene Ontology annotation, cellular component: cytoplasm; intracellular anatomical structure. Bases 176 to 1150 code for a protein of 324 amino acids. Gene Ontology annotation, biological process: pentose-phosphate shunt; carbohydrate metabolic process; pentose-phosphate shunt, non-oxidative branch. Lineage: Eukaryota; Fungi; Ascomycota; Sordariomycetes; Xylariales; Hypoxylaceae. The transcript has 6 exons. Gene Ontology annotation, molecular function: transaldolase activity. The record is from RefSeq and is a predicted model, not a curated record.